Messenger RNA from Saitoella complicata NRRL Y-17804, 1518 nucleotides. RefSeq names its product MFS general substrate transporter. The record is from RefSeq and is a predicted model, not a curated record. Gene Ontology annotation, biological process: transmembrane transport. Lineage: Eukaryota; Fungi; Ascomycota; Saitoellomycetes; Saitoellales; Saitoellaceae. Gene Ontology annotation, cellular component: membrane. Bases 1 to 1494 code for a protein of 497 amino acids. The transcript has 4 exons. Gene Ontology annotation, molecular function: transmembrane transporter activity.
AUGGACAAGAACGAAGUUGAACAUCUCGAGAACGCACAGCGUGAUCCGGUUGCGGAUUACUUGAAGAACCCUGCUAUCUACAGGGCCGAGAAGGCGCUCCUUCGCAAGAUCGACAGGUGGAUCAUCCCUUUCCUCGGGAUGUCAUACGCCUGGCAGUACGUCGACAAAACCACUCUCUCAUAUGCCGCUUUGUUCGGGAUCAGGGAGGACACCCACCUCAAGGGCACCGAAUACUCUUGGCUCUCCGCCCUCUUCUACUUCGGUUACAUGUUCGCCGAAUACCCCACAAACUACUUCCUGCAACGUUUCCCCGUCGGCAAAUAUCUCGGCGUAAAUGUCGUCUUGUGGGGCGGUACCCUCAUGUGUCUCGCUGCUUGCCACAACUUCAUCACCCUAGCCGUCGUCAGAGUCAUCCUCGGUGCCUUCGAAGCAUGUGCUACCCCGAGUUUCAUGCUUUUGACCGGGAUGUUCUACCGCAGACGUGAACAGCCCGUGAGAAUUGGCUUGUGGUAUACAUGUAAUGGAGUCGCGAUUGCGUUCGGUGGGUUGUUUGCGUACGCGAUUGGGCAUAUUCAUGGGAGUUUGGCGUCGUGGAGGUACCUGUUCUUGAUCAUUGGCGGGAUCACUGUGCUUUGGGGCAUUAUCCUGAUCUUGUUCCUUGCGGAUUCGCCGAUGAAGGCAAAGUGGUUGACGCCGGAGGAGAGGGCGUUGGCUGUAGCUCGCCUCGCCGAGGAGAACCUGGGAGUGGAGAACAAAGAGUUCAAAAUGUACCAACUCAAGGAAGCUAUCACUGACCCCAAAACCUACCUCUUCUUCCUCUUCGCCCUCUCCUCCAACAUCCCCAACGGCGGUCUCUCAAACUUCGGCAGUCUCAUCAUCAAGGGAUUCGGAUACUCCACCCUCGUCACCACUCUCCUCCAGAUCCCGUACGGUACAGGUAUCGCUCUCGCCAUCGUGUCCUGCGUGUACAUCAACGAUAGGUUGUUGCCGCCCAACUCGAGAUGUUGGAUUAUGGUCGCGUAUCUGAUCCCAAACGUGGCGGGGAGUUUGGGGUUGUAUUUGAUUCCGCAGGAGCAUAAGGUUCCUCUGCUUAUUUGCUACUACUUAACCGGCUUUUACAACGCAACCUUCGUUGUCGGCCUCUCCUUCAUCACCGGUAACGUUGCCGGCCACACCAAGAAAGUCAUCGUUCAAGCCUUUCUCUUCGUCGGCUACUCCGUUGGUAACAUCGCCGGUCCGUUCUUCUACAAGACUUCGCAAGCACCAAAGUACACCAUGGGUAUCAUCUCCAUGCUGGUGUCGUACUGCUUGGAAAUUGUGGUCAUCUUGUGUUUGAGGUUCGUUUUUGGAAGGGAAAAUGCGAAGAAGGAUAGGGCUAUGAGGCACUUUGAGCCUGGAACUAAGGAGGCGAUCGAACAGGAGGAGGACCGGGCGAGGAUGGUGUUAAACGACGAGACGGAUCUGAAGAACCCGUACUUUAGGUACGUUAUGUAAGACGGUGCGGUAUCAGUAGCCAGU